Fukomys damarensis (Damara mole-rat) is the source of this 3636-nucleotide messenger RNA. It is a transcript of the gene Stat2, whose product is annotated as signal transducer and activator of transcription 2. Lineage: Eukaryota; Metazoa; Chordata; Mammalia; Rodentia; Bathyergidae. The transcript has 24 exons. Gene Ontology annotation, molecular function: RNA polymerase II cis-regulatory region sequence-specific DNA binding; DNA-binding transcription factor activity, RNA polymerase II-specific. Gene Ontology annotation, biological process: type I interferon-mediated signaling pathway; defense response; response to peptide hormone. The coding region runs from base 312 to 2837 and encodes 841 amino acids. The record is from RefSeq and is a predicted model, not a curated record.
AGUUGUAGAGGAGCCAGUCAUUUUACAGAUUGGGGAAGAGUUUGGCUGAGUGGCAGACAGUGCUGGGGCUGCAAAUUGGGAAAAGAAGACUUCCCUCUACUAGCCGGGUAUACCUGCGGGGGCGGUCGAAGUGGUGCGCCCGUCGGAGAACCUUGGCACCUCGGCUGUUUGAGGACGGAAGUCACGGCCAGAGCUCUGUGUGAAGACGAGAAGUCAAGGCCAGAGAUAGCGGCGGGAGCUGGUACUGCGACCCUGACACGUCCAGCAAAAUACCCAAUUGAGAAUCUACACCCUUUCAACUCUGAACCCAAAUGGCUCAAUGGGAGAGACUGCAGAACCUUGACAACCCAUUUCAGGACCAACUGGACCAGCUGUACUUACACAGCCUCUUGCCGGUGGACAUCCGACAGCACUUGGCUGUCUGGAUUGAAGACCAGAACUGGGAGGAAGCUGCACUAGGCAGUGAUAAUUCCAAGGCCAACAUGCUAUAUUUCCAGUUUGUGGACCAACUGAACAAUGAAUGUGGCCGCUGCAGCCAAGACCCUGAGUGCUUAUUGUUACAUCACAACCUGCGAAAAUUCUGCCGGGACAUUCAGGCCUUACCCAAGGGCUCUACCCAGUUGGCUGAGAUGAUCUUCAAUCUCCUUCUGGAAGAAAAACGAAUUCUGAACCAGGCUCAGAGGGCUGAAGUGGAGCAAGAAAAUACAACUCUUGAAGUACCCAUGGAGAGCCAGCAGUCUGAGAUUGAAUCCCGGAUCCUGGAUUUAAGGGCUAUGAUGGAGAUGCUGGUGAAGUCUAUCACACAAGUGAAAGACCUUCACGAUGUCUUCAGCUUCCGAUAUAUGAUACUCCAAAAAGGGAAGACAUCCUCCUCAGAUCCGCAUCAGAGCAAACAGCAGCAGCUUGUGCAACAGACUCUCAAUGAACUGGACAAGAGGAGAAAGGAGGUGCUGGAUGCCUCCAAAGCACUGCUGGGAAGACUGACCACCCUCAUCGAGCUACUGAUGCCAAAGUUGAAUGAGUGGAAAGCCCAGCAGCAAAAAGCCUGCAUUGGAGCCCCGCUGACGCUUGGGUUGGAAGAGCUGGAGAAGUGGUUCACAGCUGGAGCAGAGCUGUUGUUUCACCUUCGGCAGCUGCUGAAACAGCUGAAGGAACUGAGCGACAUGGUUCACUAUGAAGGUGACCAUCUGAAGGAACGGGUAGAGCUGCUGAAUGCCCAGGUCACAGAGUUGCUACAGUAUCUGCUGGACAGAGCCUUUGUGGUGGAGAAACAGCCCUGCAUGCCGCAGACUCCCCAUCGGCCCCUCGUCAUAAAGACAGGGAGCAAGUUCACUGUCCGGACCAGGCUGCUGGUGAGACUCCAGGAAGGCAAUGCGCCACUGACGGCAGAGAUCUCCAUUGACAAGGAUCCUCCUCAAGUACAUAGCUUUCGAAAGUUCAACAUCCGGACCUCAAACCAGAAAACUUUGACCCCUGAGAAAGGGCAGAGACAAGGCUUAAUUUGGGACUUUGGCUUCCUGAUGCUUUUGGAGCAGCGUUCAGGUGGUUCAGGAAAGGGCAGCAAUAAGGGUCCACUGGCUGUGACAGAGGAACUGCAUAUCAUCAAUUUUACAGUCAGAUACAUGUACCAGGGUCUGCAGCUGGAUCUGAAAACGGACACUCUUCCUGUAGUGAUUAUUUCUAACAUGAACCAACUCUCCAUUGCCUGGGCCUCAGUUCUCUGGUUCAAUCUGCUCAGCCCAGUCCCCCAGAACCAGCAGUUCUUCUCCAGCCCGCCUAUGGCCCCCUGGAGAUUGCUGGGCCCUGCUCUCAGUUGGCAGUUCUCCUCCUACACUGGCCAAGGCCUCAACCCAGAGCAGCUGGGCAUGCUGAAGGAAAAGCUAUUCGGGAAGACCUCUAAGAUGGAAAAUUCGUUGUCCUGGGCUAACUUCAGUAAGCGAGAGAGCCCCCCUGGCAAGAUACCGUUCUGGACAUGGUUGGACAAAAUUCUGGAACUAGUACAUGACCACCUGAAGGAUCUGUGGAAUGAUGGGCACAUCAUGGGCUUUGUGAGCCGAAGCCAGGAACGUCGGCUGCUGAAGAGGACCAUCUCUGGCACCUUCCUGCUGCGGUUCAGUGAAUCUUCGGAAGGAGGCAUUACCUGCUCCUGGGUGGAGCACCAGGAUGAUGAUAAGGUGGUCAUCUACUCCGUGCAGCCCUAUACCAAGGAGGUGCUGCAGUCCCUUCCACUGACCGAAAUCAUCCGCCACUAUCAGCUGCUCACCGAGGAGAACAUACCAGAGAACCCACUGCGCUUCCUCUAUCCCCGCACGCCCCGUGAUGAGGCCUUUGGGCGCUACUACCAGGAAAAAGUUAAUCUUGAGGAACAGAGGAAAUACCUGAAACAUAAGCUCAUUGUGGUCUCUAACAGGCAGGUAGAUGAGCUGCAGCAACCUCUGGAGCUUAAACAGGAUCCAGAACUGGAGUCCUUAGAGCCGGAGCAAAGGCUGAUGCCGAAGCUAGAGCUGGGGGUCGGCCUGGAUUUAGAGCCACUGCUGGAGACAAGGCUGAACCUGGGCUCAGAGCUAGGGCCUGUGUUGGAGCCCCUGCUGGAGCCAGGGCUGGUCCUGGAGCCCACACGGUUCAUGGCAUCACAGCCAGUGCCAGAUUCAGAUUUGCCUCAUGAUCUGCAACACUUAAGCACUAAAGACAUGGAAAUUUUCAGGAACAUUGUGAAGAUUGAAGAUAUCAUGCCACAUGGUGACCCACUGUUGGCUGGCCAGAACAUCAUGGAUGAGCCUUACAUAUCCUGCCCCAGCCAUUUCUGCACAGAUGGACCCUUGAAUCCUGACUGCUAGGAUUCAAGCUGCAUUUCCUCUGUUCCUUCUAUUUUUUGUCCUUCCUAGCCCCCACAUCAUGUUGUUGCUCUCCAAUGAUGGGAAAUCCAGCAUUUUAACCUGGAGUUUGGGGAGAGGUGAAAGCAUAACUUGGGUAUGGAAGGGACACCAAUGAACCAGAACACGUGCUGGCCAUAGUUCUGAAAGGCUGGCUUGGAGACUGCCUUCUGUGCCGGGUGGUACGGGGUUCUCAGGGCAGGCCAGGACAUUGGUAGGUACUUGGAGGGCUUAGGGCAAGGGCUUCCUUCCAAGUAUGAAAUGAUACCAACAUUUUAGUAGAAUCCCCAGCUAAACUCAUACACACUAGCAUUAGGUCCUGAUGGGAAACUGUACAGACACAUGAUAGAAUUCCACCAUCCCCCCUUCUCUGUUUUAGGUUUUGUUGAAGUCAGGACUUCAUGCAUGUUAGGCAAGUGCCGUGUAACUGAGCUAUACCCCUAGCCCUCCAUCUCUCUCCUCUUGUUCCUUCAUGUCUAGGAUAACCUUUUCCUUUUACUUCUGGCUCCAGUCCUAAAUUUCUCCUUUUCUACAAGAGCCAAGAGCUUCCUGCUUCAGCUCACUAAUCAAAGCUCCUCUCUGAGGAAGGGCAUAGGAAGAAGAACUCCUCUUCUUACCAGGCUCCUGCUCUUCUCUGCCCCUAGGCUACCUGCAUCCAUUCCUCUCCCAUAAAAUGACACUGCUAUUCUAACAUGCCUGAAAAACUUCACACGAUAAUUUAGGUUGCCAAAUCUUCACUUGCCCAGUGCUUAAGAGAUAAAAA